AUGGCGACGCAGUCCCCGCAGCCAUCGUCGGUGGACGAUAUCACCAAAACGGCCUCGUUCAAGGCUGUCGAUGACCCCAAUAAGUUACAGGGAUACGCGUCCGCUCCGGGGGUUAUUGAUGAAGUCACUCGUGUGGUAGACCACAAGGCUGAACGGCGCCUCUGUCGACGAUUCGACUUUCGUCUGCUGCCUAUCCUUGCAAUCAUGUAUCUGUUCAAUGCCCUUGACAAAGGAAAUCUGGGAAAUGCCGAGACCGCUGGGAUGACCGACGACCUUCACUUCAAGCCUAACCAAUACAAUCUUCUAUUGUCAAUAUUCUUUGUACCGUUUGUGAUCUUCGCGCCGCCUUUCUCAAUGCUUGGGAAGAAGUUCAGUCCGGCGCGUGUGUUACCAAUCCUGAUGUUUUCCUUUGGCUGUUUCACCAUGCUCUCAUCGGCCGCGCGCAACUUCGGCGGCCUCUUCGCUCUACGGUGGUUCUUGGGCAUGUCCGAAGCAGCAUUUUUCCCAUUGGUGAUCUACUACUUGACCACCUUUUACCGCCGUGGCGAACUAGCUCGACGCUUGGCUAUCUUCUACGCUGCCUCUAACAUCGCGAACGCCUUCUCUGGAUUGAUCGCAUUUGGUGUGUUUCAAAUCCAGGGGUCGAGCAUUCCAAACUGGCGAUAUCUGUUCAUUAUCGAGGGCGCCGUCACCGUGCUCUUCGCAAUCUUCGCCUUCUUCUAUCUCCCCAAGAGUGCCGCCGAGGCUAAAUUCCUUUCGGAAGACGAGAAGGCAUUGGCAUUUCAUCGCAUCCAGGUUGAUUCGAGUGCCGUGGUGAACGAGAAGUUCAGUCUACGCGAAGCUCUUGUGAUUUUCAAACACCCCACUACCUAUGUUUUUCUGUGUAUUGAAAUUUGUCUCGGUGUCCCCUUGCAAGGCGUUGCCCUCUUCAUGCCGCAGAUUGUCGCACGCCUAGGCUAUCCGACUGUCAAGACCAACCUCUACACAGUGGCCCCGAACGUGACGGGUGCGGUCAUGCUGCUUGUUCUGGCAUUCCUCUCUGAUUGGACACGACUGCGAUCACCAUUCAUCGUUCUCGGCUUCCUACUCACAUUUUCCGGGUUCAUGAUCUAUGCGUCCAUCGACGACGUCCAUAGCGAGCUGCAGGUGGCUUACUUUGCCACUUUCAUGAUGACCUGGGGUACCUCAGCGCCGUCAGUCAUGUUGAGUACAUGGUAUAAUAACAACAUUGCACAUGAGGGCCGCCGUGUGCUUCUAACCAGUAUUGGUGUCCCAUUAGCCAAUCUGAUGGGACUGGUGGGCAGCAAUGUCUUCCGUGAGCAAGAUGCGCCUAAGUAUAUGCCCGCAUUGAUUACGGUGUCAGCAUUUGGCGCGACAGGUGCCUGUCUAGCGGGUCUGCUAGCAUUGUAUAUGUGGCUUGAUAACAAGCGGCGCGAUCGGCGCGAUGGUGUGACUAUCCGAGCGCGGGAUAUUCCUACCGAGCGAAUGCGAGAUGGUCCUGCAUCGCCCGAGUUCCGUUGGUUCCUUUAA
Molecule: messenger RNA, 1530 nt
Organism: Penicillium longicatenatum
Lineage: Eukaryota; Fungi; Ascomycota; Eurotiomycetes; Eurotiales; Aspergillaceae
Product: putative MFS transporter
Exons: 3
Coding region: 1-1530 (509 amino acids)
Biological process (GO): transmembrane transport
Cellular component (GO): membrane
Molecular function (GO): transmembrane transporter activity
Source: RefSeq, a predicted model, not a curated record